AUGCAGUCCACACUAUGUGCUUCCAUUACUGAUUCAGGUAUGUCUCGUGUGUGGCGUUCGUUGGCUGAGGCCGCGCCAUCGGGAAGCGCAGCCAUCCCCGCUUGAAUCGCAAGUCCCAUCGAGCUGACUCGAGCUCCUUCGUCGUUGUCGUUGUCGCCCUCUUGUGCAGAUGGUCUCGGGCUCGGAUCACCUUCCAACGACUUCCACAUGAUUACUCGAUCUUCACCUUCACCCUGGAGCAAGUUCUUGUCCCCGUCGCUCUUCACGUCCAGUAGCACCUAUGGUUUUCCUGUCACGGCCCCGUCCGCCGCUGCGCCCGUAGCCGCCGCCCGAGCGCCGCACGCGGCGCGCAUCGCUGGACCCGCCCCUGUCGUCACGGUCGGAGCCUCGCUCGUUGCGCCUGGUUUUACCCAGGAGCGCGAGAUCAACCCUUUUGAGAAGAGCUUCGCCACAUCGGAUGGCCCCGCUAAAGGCCGACAGAUGCUCCGGACCGGCUCGCCGUCGCCAGCGCCGCGACGCCACAACAAGCGCGUCGAUCCAGCGUCGAUGGCGCCCCACCUCAAAUCAGCCGACGCCGCCCCUCGCGCGCGAUCGAAGCUCCACGAGACGAUCAGCGCCGCACCGACUGGGACAGCACUACUUGCAGCAGCAGCCUCGACAACCAAGAAUACCGAUUCAUCUGCAACAACACGACCUGCACUUAGUGUAGGACUGGCGGCUCGUCGAAUGCAUCGCAAGGCGGCCAGUGAGAGCCUAGCACCGGCUUCGCAAUUGAGCUCAUCUGCGAUCGAUCCAAUCGGCGCAGGGAGCAGCGGCGGCCGCAAGAGAGCCUCUUUCGCACCCGCGCCGAUUGCCUCGUUCACGUCAUCGAACUCGUCGAGCUCGCGGUCGGGCCAUGCCAGUGAACGAACAAAUUCGUCGACAUCCAACUCUGCCGAAGAUUCCCCCGCAUCAUCGGUCCCGCCUUCACCGGUUCCCGACACCGAGACCAAGCCAGCCGCACCGAGACAGGAGUCGACCGUUGCCGCCAGUCAAAACGGCGAGGCGGACGUUGAGCAAGCUUACGGCACUUCGGCACUUGCUCGACUCGUCUCGUCGACGGUCGACAAGGGGAAAUUUCAGCACUACCAACCCGCCCCUUUGCCCAUUUCGUAUGGUGCGCCGGCGCAGCCCUCGUCGACUUGGCGAACAGACGCCCCAUCGCAGCAAGAGCCACCGCAGCUGCAGAGCCAGCCCACGGUUAGCAUUGGCGUACUAAUCACCCAGCACGACAUUUCGGUUGUUCCCACGGCGUUCCUUGCCGAAGAACAGCAUUACUAUGACUCCAGCUUCAUGGGCCUGGAUGACAGCGAAGGAGCUUUAGGUCGCUUUGACUCGCUCCACGUCUCUGCGCCGGUGUCCACGCUCAACCCUGGUGCUUUCAUCGAGUUCUCUUUCGCCUCCGAAGACGGCAAGACUAGUUCGCGUGGCCCAUUGGCCAACUCAACCUCUGGGGCCACCAAUGAAGGUCCUGCUCCUCGCAAGCGAGGACGCAAGCCAAAAUCGGCCGUGCCCGAAGAAGAUGCCGAAACGGUAAAGGUCGAAGCUCUGGAGCGAAACAGGGUUGCGGCUUCGAAGUCACGACGACGCAAGAAGGAGCGAGUGUCUGGACUUGAGCAGAGUGAGUUUCAGAGAGAGUUCCUGGAAGCAAGGAAGCAUCGGCCGAGAGGUUGUCAAGCUGACCCGUGCCGACCCCUCUUCUUCGCAACAGAUGCGGCCAACCUCGCUACUUCGAACGUCCAGUUACAGCAAAUGUGCCAAGUCUUGUCGAACGAGCUGCACGGCUUGCGUGCGAUGCUCAAGCAGCUGCAUCCUCUGGACUGCGACUGUGUACACGUUCGAGGAUAUUGCGCUCGCGAAGCCGCAGGUGGGGGUAUUCCUACGAUCGAACGGAUUGCUGGCCGAACAUUGUCUCUCGUGAGUACACGACAGCGAGAUCAACAUGGCUCGGUAACAGGAAACUGACCAGCUUUUAAAUUGUUACUAUUUAGGACUACACCAAGGUUCCUCGAUGGGGUAGCGAAGACGACUGCUACUGCGCCACACCCGGCAUGCCGAACUCGCGAUCCAAGCGAGGGGCUCCUGCCGCCGACGAGAGUCACCCGGACGCUCGGCGAGCCAUACCACUCAAGCGUGCCCGAGUAUAA
Molecule: messenger RNA, 2186 nt
Organism: Microbotryum saponariae
Lineage: Eukaryota; Fungi; Basidiomycota; Microbotryomycetes; Microbotryales; Microbotryaceae
Source: the annotation of a GenBank genome assembly